Empidonax traillii (willow flycatcher) is the source of this 1893-nucleotide messenger RNA. It is a transcript of the gene ELL, whose product is annotated as elongation factor for RNA polymerase II. The coding region runs from base 26 to 1864 and encodes 612 amino acids. Gene Ontology annotation, biological process: positive regulation of transcription elongation by RNA polymerase II; transcription elongation by RNA polymerase II; snRNA transcription by RNA polymerase II. Gene Ontology annotation, cellular component: transcription elongation factor complex. The transcript is spliced from 12 exons. The record is from RefSeq and is a predicted model, not a curated record. Gene Ontology annotation, molecular function: cis-regulatory region sequence-specific DNA binding. Lineage: Eukaryota; Metazoa; Chordata; Aves; Passeriformes; Tyrannidae.
GCGCGGAGGGGGAGACGGUCCCAAGAUGGCGGCGCUGCAGGCGGAGCGCGGGUACGGGCUGUCCUGCGGCCGCCUCGGCCGCGGCACCCGCGUCUCCGUCUUCCACGUCAAGCUCACGGAGAGCGCCCUGCGCGCCUUCGAGAGCUACCAGGCUUGUAAGGAUGCUGUGACAUCAAAACCAGUCAUCCAGUUCCAAGGAAGCCAAGGGCACAUCGCGAUUCCAAGGCCCGACCGACCGACGGAAGUGAGGACCUUCACGUUUUACCUUUCAAAUAUCGGCAAGGACAGCCCCCAGGGGAGCUUUGACUGCAUCCAGCAGUAUGUAUCCAGCAAUGGCAACAUCCACCUGGAUUGCCUUGGGAGCAUACAGGACAAAAUCACUGUGUGUGCUACUGAUGAUUCCUACCAGAAGGCGAGGCAGAGCAUGGCACAGGCCGAGGAGGAGACGCGCAGCCGGAGCGCCAUCGUCAUCAAACCUGGGGGGAGAUACGUAGGCAAAAAGGUUCAGGUGCGUAAACCUGCACCAGGAGCUUCCGAUGCUGUUCCCUCCAGGAAGCGCCCAACGCCAGUCAACCUUGCCAGUGCAAUAAAGAGAGGCAAUAGUGCCAUUUCUCAGAGACCCUUCAAAGAUAGGGUUGUGCACUUACUGGCACUAAAGCCUUAUAAGAAACCUGAACUUAUUCUCAGAUUGCAGAAGGAUGGACUUUCUCAGCAGGACAAGGAUUUGCUGGAUAACCUUCUGCAACAGGUGGCAAAUUUGAGUGCCAAGGACAGCACUUUCACACUGAAGGAUUGUGUAUACAAAGAAGUGCAGAAGGACUGGCCUGGCUACUCAGAAGGAGAUCAGCAGUUGCUGAAGAGGAUCCUGGUUAGGAAGCUCUGCCAGCCCCAGAACAGCAGCGGUUUUCAAGGAGAAGCCCCUUCCCUGAGCCCUCCCAAGGACACGGUGAACUCCAGCUCUCCCCCUCAGAAACGAUCCCAGCCUCUGGAGUUCAUCGACCCCCUGGCCAACAAAAAGCCCAGGAUCUCGCACCUGGCUCACAGGACCCAGCCCACCUUCAACGGGAAGCUGAGCUCCUCAUCCAACGGGAAGGACAUCCCCCCUGCCCCCCCCGCCCCGCCGCCGGCGCUGCCGGAGUCGGGAAGCUCCAGCUCCAACCUCCCGGCCCUGGAGCUGCCCAGGCCUCACGACCCCCUCUCGGACGUGAGCAACGACCCCGCUCACAACGGCAGAGACUGUGAGAGCAGCGAGCCCACGGACAGGCUGAGCCACCCCCCGCCCACAGACUGUCCCCAGACCAGCAAACACAACUGCGGCUCCUACGUCAAAUCCAAGAAAAAAUCCAAAAAGCACAAAGACAAGGAGAAGGAGAGGAAGGAGAAGAAGGGCGAGGAGAAGUGCAAAGAGGAGAAGCAGAACUGUGAAGUAAUAAAAAACGCUGACUUAGGUAGUGUUCCCCAGGAGCAGGUCACAGGUUUAAAUGGAACAUGCAAUAAUUCUAGUGUACCAACAUCAACUUCAGAAAUGCCAGAUUAUUUAUUAAAAUACGCAGCCAUUUCCUCCUCGGAGCAGCGUCAGAGCUACAAGAACGACUUCAACGCGGAAUACAACGAGUACAGGGACUUGCACGCCCGGAUAGAGCGGAUAACCCGGCGCUUCACGCAGCUGGACGCCAAGCUCAAGCAGCUUUUGCAGGGCUCUGAAGAGUACAAGACCAUCCAUGAUCAAAUUUUACAGGAAUAUCGGAAAAUUAAAAAGACGAACCCCAACUACAGCCAAGAGAAGAACCGCUGCGAAUACCUCCACAACAAACUGGCUCACAUCAAAAAACUCAUAGCAGAGUAUGACCAGCAGCAGUUUUAGCUGCCACUCCCCCCCAAACUCUCCCCCCC